Messenger RNA from Agrilus planipennis (emerald ash borer), 507 nucleotides. RefSeq lists its product as uncharacterized. Gene Ontology annotation, cellular component: axoneme. Gene Ontology annotation, biological process: cilium movement; axonemal central apparatus assembly. Lineage: Eukaryota; Metazoa; Arthropoda; Insecta; Coleoptera; Buprestidae. The transcript is spliced from 4 exons. The coding region runs from base 115 to 507 and encodes 130 amino acids. The record is from RefSeq and is a predicted model, not a curated record.
AUCCUUCAAAAACCAGCUUCUGUUAAUUUAGAUAUUUUAAGCGUAUUAUGCGCGUUUUUUGAUGCUGAUUAUGAGAACGAAAAAUAUAUUAAACCAUCGGCGUUUAAAACCGAAAUGUUAUUAUCACUUGAAGAGAGAAUUGUAAAAUUGAGCAAAACCGUUUACAGGCCCAAACCUAUUUGUGAAUUGCAAUUGAACACGUUCACAGUUGUCCCGCACGUUAUUAUUUUCCAAAACUUCACCCCUGGAAUAAGUUAUUGUGCAACGUUAUCAUUUUUAAACAAUUGCGAAAUCUCGAAACCGCUGAAAAAUAUUAGCGAACCUUCAGGGUACUUUACAGUGACUGUUUCUUCGAGCAUGUACACAACUAAAGUUGCCCCCGGUAUGAGUCAACAUUACACUGUAAAGUUUUGUGCUGAAGAAAUGCACGACUAUUAUUAUCAAUUAACUUUUAUUACCGAAGCCGAAAGUAUUAAAAUACCAGUAAUAGAGAAAUUAGAAAAUUAA